Drosophila ananassae is the source of this 767-nucleotide messenger RNA. It is a transcript of the gene Arc2, whose product is annotated as activity-regulated cytoskeleton associated protein 2. The record is from RefSeq and is a predicted model, not a curated record. The transcript has a single exon. Bases 138 to 722 code for a protein of 194 amino acids. Lineage: Eukaryota; Metazoa; Arthropoda; Insecta; Diptera; Drosophilidae.
AAACUGCUGAGCGGGCAUAAACUUUUGCCAUUCGUAUGGCUCCCCUUUUCUUGGGAACGUCGGCCAAUUGUUUGUGGGGAUUGACUUCCUCUUUUUGUUUGUUAUUGUCAAGAAUCAAAACAUAAACACUUGACACAAUGACUCAGAUGUCCGAUGAACAGUUUCGCAUACUCAUAGAAACCAUCAAGGCCCUGGCCCCGAUCAAAGAAGAGGAACCGGUGUCGAAAGGCAGCUUCAGCAACUGUCCGGUUCGCUUUAGUGGCCAACGGGAUCACGAUGCCGUGGACGAGUUUAUCAAUGCUGUGGAAACGUACAAGGAAGUGGAAGGAAUAAGUGACAAAGAUGCCUUAAAGGGUCUAUCCCUGCUGUUCAACAACAUUGCUGUGAUGUGGUGGAAGGGUGUCCGUCGCGAUGCCAAAACGUGGGCAGAUGCCAUGCAGCUGCUGCGAGACCAUUUCUCACCUACUAAACCGUCGUAUCAGCUUUACAUGGAGAUAUUCGAGACAAAGCAGGAACACGGCGAAGUGAUAGAUUCCUUCAUUUGCAAGCAGCGGGCUCUUUUGGCCAAAUUGCCAGAAGGACGACAUGACGAGGAGACUGAGCUGGACUUCAUCUUUGGACUAUUGCAACCCAAGUACCGGGAAAGCAUCCCACGACACGAGAUCAAGACCUUUAGGGAGCUACUUGACCGUGGAAGAACCGUGGAACGAACGAAACAUUAAAUGUAAAUAAUUAAUAAAAAAUAAUAAAUCCCUAAAUAAUACGUA